Messenger RNA from Rhopalosiphum padi (bird cherry-oat aphid), 2222 nucleotides. Its product is annotated as ring canal kelch homolog. Bases 281 to 2053 code for a protein of 590 amino acids. Gene Ontology annotation, molecular function: protein binding. The record is from RefSeq and is a predicted model, not a curated record. The transcript has 11 exons. NCBI's taxonomy places the organism in Eukaryota, Metazoa, Arthropoda, Insecta, Hemiptera, Aphididae.
UCGACAUUCAAUGUAUUGUUGGUAUAUAUCUAUCAUUCAGUAUUUAAAUUAAUUGUGUUUUGAAUUUUAUUGAAUAAAUAGUUUUUAAAAUUUAAUUAUAUUAUAGAAAUAUAAAAUAUUGUAAUAUAAUAUUUCUAAUCAAAUUCAUUUGUAAGCCAUUACUUACGUAUCCUGAUAUUAUUAAUUUGAAGUAAACUACAAAUAGAAUUUAAUUUAAUAAUUACACAAUCAAUAUAUAUAAAAAAUCUACUUAUUUAAAAGGCGUGUGUCCUUAUAAAAGAUGAAUGCCAUACAAAAUUCAUCAUGUAGUACUGAUCAAAAUCAAUUUAUGAAACCUGAAAUAUAUGAAUCAAAAAGUUAUAGAAAUUGCUUUCACACGAUCAGAAUAUUUGAAGUCCUACAAUUAUUCCGCGAAAAUGAAGUUUUAUGUGAUAUAAAAUUACAAACAGACGAUGGUACCGUACUAUGUGCACAUAAACUUGUUUUAGUAUCUGUAAGUCCAUAUUUUCAGGCAAUGUUUACACGUUUUAAUGAAAGCAAUAAAGAUAUUGUCAAUAUAAGAUAUCUGGAUUCCACUGUUUUACAGCUGUUAUUGGAUUAUAUUUAUACGGGUGAAAUCAUGAUAAGUAAAAAAAAUGUCCAGGUUUUGUUACCAGCUUCAAAUCUCUUACAGUUAGAGUUUGUAAGAGAUGUAUGUGUUGAGUUCUUAAUAAAACAACUGAAUCCUUCAAAUUGUUUUAGUAUCAGAGCAUUUGCUGACUUACAUGACUGUAUGGAAUUGUUGUCAAGUUCUGAAGCAUACAUUAAAAAACAGUUUUUAGAAGUGGUUAAAUAUGAUGAGUUUUUAUCUUUAUCUUCUGAAGAACUGAUUUAUCUAAUUUCAAGUAAUGAUCUUAAUGUUGCAUUUGAAGAAAAAGUAUUUGAAUGUGUUAUUAAUUGGGUAAAACAUGAAUUAGAUUGUAGGUAUAAUAGCUUACCUAGAUUAAUUGAACAUGUACGUUUGCCUCUAAUAUCCUUAGAAUACAUAACAAAAGAAGUUGUUGAGGAACCUCUUCUUAAAAAUAGUCCUGAAUGUAAAGAUUAUGUAAAUGAAGCUUUAAAUUUUCAUAAACUUAAGACCCAAGAAAUUAUUAUUAUUCCACAAUCAAUUCGUAGUACACCUAGACUGUCUGGAUAUAAAGUUAUUCUUAUGUUAAGUUUAUCUCAAAGAACAAUGAAGUGUAAUGCAAACUGGUAUGACCCUAAAACCAACUUAUGGCAGACUGCGGUUGGAGUGGGUGAAUGCCCUAGGCCAACUGGUCUAGCAAUAGUGACAAGUCAAUUUGUGUUUUCUUUGGGUAGUUUUUAUAUGUCUAAUUCUCGGUCUGUUGAAAUGCUUGAUUUAUUUUCAUAUGCACCCUGUUGGAUGCCAAUGGCUGAUAUGUUAGUUUGUCGAUAUAAUUUAGGAGUUGGCGUUUUAAAUAAUUGUAUAUAUGCUGUCGGUGGAUCUAAUGGUAUUGGUAGUCUAAAUAGUGCAGAAGUUUUUGAUGUUAGUAUUAAAGAAUGGCGAAUGAUAUCUAAUAUGUCUACCAAGAGAAGUACUUUUAGUGUUGGUGUACUCGAUAAUUUAAUAUAUGCAGUAGGAGGUUAUAGCGGAUCAGAAAUUUUAAAAUCUGUUGAAUGUUAUAAUCCAAAUCUUGAUACUUGGACAUCAGUUGCAGAAAUGUCAGUAAGUCGCUUUGGUGCUAGUAUUGGAGUCUUAGAUGGUGUUAUGUAUGUUGUUGGUGGUAAUAAUGGAUCAGGGCAUCUUAAAAGUGUUGAGGCUUAUAGACCAAGUACUGGAGUUUGGUCAUCUAUUGCUGAUAUGCACUUGUGGCGAUUCAAUCCUGGAGUGUUUGCAUUGAAUGGUUUAUUGUAUGUUAUUGGUGGAAAACGUGGAACUACUUGUUUACAUUCUGUAGAAAUUUACAACCCUAACACCAAUACCUGGAACAUAGAAGCAUUGUCAAAAAAUUUUGAUCAAAUCAUUGGUGGAGUAGAGGUAGAUAGGCUACCUCAGUUUAGAUUCCAUUAGCAUAAAUGACAUCAUUGUUUAUUUAUAUACAUAUAUUGUAAUUGUAUAUAGCACUGAAUACAUAAUUAUGUAUAUCCCUAAUGAUAAAAAGGUUAUUAUAUUUUUACUAUUUUUACUAGUUUUAUCAAUUUUAUUUUUUGUAAUUGUAAUUACAUUUUUAAAAUUUAAU